AUGGCACACGUCUGUCAGAAUUUGGACUCGUACUCUUCAUACCGAGAUUCAAGAUCGCCAUUAUCAUAUGAGGACCAACAGCUUCAACUUUCUCGAUCGUCAACGGUCUAUGUGGGCAACCUAUCAUUCUUCACGACCGAAGAACAGAUCUUUGAGCUGUUCUCAAAAGCCGCUCUUAUCAAACGAAUCAUCAUGGGACUCGAUCGGAAUUCCAAAACGCCCUGUGGAUUCUGUUUCGUCGAGUAUUAUCGACCAGAAGAUGCACUAGCUUGUUUGAGAUACAUCUCCGGCACGAAGCUUGACGAACGCGUGAUUCGGGCAGACCUAGACCCGGGAUAUCUAGAUGGCCGGCAGUAUGGAAGAGGAAAGAGUGGCGGACAGGUACGGGACGAGUACCGGGAAGAUUAUGAUGUCGGUCGAGGUGGAUGGGGACACUUGAAACAAAAACAAGAAGAACGACAGCGCCAAAUGAGGCAGGAUGAAAUGUACCGUGAUGAUCAUGAUGGAGGCGGGAAUCGUGAGGUUCCUGAUGGGGCUGGUGAAGGGGGCCCUCGGUUUCGAGAAGAACAAGCAGAAGAGGAUGCAGAUUGA
This is a messenger RNA of Puccinia triticina, 591 nucleotides long. RefSeq lists its product as uncharacterized. The coding region runs from base 1 to 591 and encodes 196 amino acids. The record is from RefSeq and is a predicted model, not a curated record. Gene Ontology annotation, cellular component: nuclear cap binding complex. The transcript has 5 exons. Gene Ontology annotation, biological process: mRNA cis splicing, via spliceosome. Lineage: Eukaryota; Fungi; Basidiomycota; Pucciniomycetes; Pucciniales; Pucciniaceae. Gene Ontology annotation, molecular function: RNA cap binding.